This is a messenger RNA of Cladocopium goreaui, 848 nucleotides long. The record is from the annotation of a GenBank genome assembly. NCBI's taxonomy places the organism in Eukaryota, Dinophyceae, Suessiales, Symbiodiniaceae.
UUUUCACCAACCGCCAGCCACAAGCCGAUGACGCCGGAAAAAGCUCAGCAGGAGGUGAACAUCCUUUUGGGUUUCCUCGCCUCCUACGUGCUAAGGGCCUUCACGAGCUCAGCCGAGGCUUGGCUUCGACGCGCCUGCCACAUUUGUGUUUGCGGACGAGGUGCUGGCGAGGGAGCAAUCCUGGCAAGCGAGCGUGGCUUGGGAUGGCGAGAGGCCAAGGUGAGGUUGGACGCCAGCGAUGAGGUCCAACUCAUUUGCUUGGCAGCCGUGAGGCUUCUGUUCUGGCACUGGAUGCAGCCAGUAGCAUAUGCUUUGCUCCUGUACAGCUGGAGCGAUGAUGCUUACUUUGGAAAGAUGUGGAAUUUGCAGGCAGUAUUGGCAGCAGCGGUGCUGUUGAGGGAGGCGCUCUACUUCAGCUGCACCAUUUUAGCUUUGAUACGUUGUCCAAGUUUUUUGCUCAUCGAUAUUGCCGCGACAUGGCGCAGCGGCGCACGGGGUGAGGCAUUUUCAUGCGUUAUGAUGCCAGAGAAGUUUUUAGGUUGGUACAUGCAGGGUGCAGCGCCAACUGCAACUGCCAUCAGGCGCUUUAACAGCUACUGCGGAACCAUCUUGCUUUUGGAUGGCUGCAGUUUUGUAGCGCUUUGGGCUGGCAUUUCAGGCUGGACAACACGACCGCCUGUGCCACUCAUGGUUUGCUAUUCCGUGACGGCUGCAAGUUUUAUGGCCAUUCCUUGUUGGGCUACGGCAAUUCUUUUAGCCCGCUCGGCAGGCAUACUUCCCGGAGAAGGACGCCGCAAUGAUAAUGAUGCCUUGGAUAUUCCCCUGGGACAUAUUCCUCCGGAUUAAAA